CGUGAAACUCGGCCAGAAGGCCGCUACCAGACCGGUCUGCUUAUCAGAGUGAUAACAGAUGAGUUAUUGUUGUCUUAUCAACUCGUCCAGUGAUUGUUAUCAGUGGUUGUGUCCGCCGAACAGUUCAGUCUGCUGACGUGAAGUGAAGUCGUGCCUAGUAAUUGUCGACCAAGUAAUAUGUUCUCGUGUUGUUUCUUCUAGUGCUUAUUUUAUUUGUUAUCGUUUGAAAUUUAAUUCUACGUAAUAUGAGUGCGUCUUCGACUUACUUCAAUAACCAGCCCAUGAGGGGGCCGGAGGGUAUGGAACAGUUCUCGAACCCUUACUGGAACGAUCAUUACAACCAUCUUUACCACCAGUACCAGAAUCAUCUGUACCAGGCACCGCAUGGUGUAUUCGAUCCGAGGGAAGAAAUGGAGAAAGAGGAACCGUUCGUGUGCAAGAGGCUUUCGGAGUACGAGAAAAUGAACAUAAAGAUGGAAAGUGAAGAUUCCUUGAGUUGUGAAGACCAGAGACAUUCCCAUUGCGAAAAGACCGGUGAAGGUAUGUUUGCCAAUAACCAUACGAGAUUCUACAAUGAAAUGCAUCUGACCCAUCCCCACGCGUUCGAGAGCACGAUGAUUUCACAUGAGCACCCUUAUUUCGACCAGAUGAAGUUGGAGAUGGAAAAAUCCAGACUGCCCCCCUUUCAGCAUCCUCACUUCGAAAAAUUUGCGAUCGAGGAGAGGAACCCAUCGAGUUCUCCAAAAACUGUAAUACAAGAAGAGUACCUCGACUACCCCAGACUGACCGAGGGUUCACCGAGUCUAAGUCAUUUCACGCAGGAGGAACAGGCUCCCAAAUUUGUCGAGGGUCACACCCGCCCUCCCGCCUUCGCCCAACAUCACCUGCGCAACUUAUACUCCGUAGACAACAACAAUGGGGGCACCGUCAAGACACCUGUAGAGACCGUUAAGAAUGGUCUACCUGAAGACGCUCGGCUCGUCGAGGACACCCGAAUCUUCCCCUGGAUGAAGUCAUCCUUCCAUAAAGAAGGCGGUAUAACUCCGGGAAGCAAACGAACUCGCCAGACCUACAGCAGAUUCCAGACCCUGGAGCUGGAGAAGGAGUUCCACUUCAACAAAUACUUGUCUAGGAAGAGGAGGAUCGAGAUAGCUCACGAGCUCUGCCUGACGGAGCGCCAGAUCAAAAUCUGGUUCCAGAACAGGAGGAUGAAGUUGAAGAAGGAGAUAGUAAAGCCGAAGGUAGAAGAGACAGGGGUAGAAGAGCCUACCCAAAACUCUCACGUUGUCAGCUCCACGACUUCUCUCCUACCGCAGCAUUUAAGUCUCCACCCUCAGUCCUGCUUAGGGGAACCUCUGUAAAAGAAGUGAAACACGUGAAUUUGUUCGAGUGAAAAUCAAAAUAUUCAUUAUGGAGUGACCUGUCAUUUGUAAGUUUAUCAUAGUAUUAUUCCUUAUAAGCGUAAGAUUUGUAUUUAUUAUUUGAAACUUAAUGGGUUUUUUAAGUGUUUGGGUUGAUUACUAUAGCCUAGCCUUAGUACAUAUACGAUAGUUUGCAAACGCUUCUCUGAAUGAAUUGGGAAUCCGGUUUUGUUUUAUUUUUGUGAAGUAAUAAUCAGAAUUAAAAUUUACCGUUCAAUCUACGGUAAUAUUUUGUGAUUAAAUCAUAUGCAAGCUAUCUUGCGGCUGGUCGAUACAAUCGAUACAAGUGUAAGUGCUAAUUCUGUUAAGAAUUCCUACUUUUAAUUAAUUUUUAAUAAAGUUUUAUUAAUUGCUUUUAUUUUCUUAGUAGUUAGAUAGGAAAACUAACAGCAUAAAUAUUAUUAUUAUUAAAGCUAGUAAACUAUACCCUAUCAGGUGACAGUAAAUUGUUGAAGGAGAAUAUAGAAAUGUUUUAUAUUUAUAGUAAAGUUACCUGGAUUAAUAGACAUUUAACACAAUAUUUAAUUUGUUUUUUAUACUGUUUUGAUUUAAUUAUCACUUUAAAAAUAUUAUUGUAAAGUUUAACAUAUUAUUAUCUCGUUGUAGCAGAAGUUAUUUUCGUUUUAGUUUUAGUAUAUGCAAAUUAUGCAGUAAUACUAAUAACAAGUAUUGGAUUUCUUUCGUUUUCAAAAAAUAUAUUUUUGUGAUUCAUACACUUAAUAAUUCGUGUAUUAUCGCAUUAUUUAUAAGUUGUAAUUUAAAUUUAGAUCCGGAAGAUGAAAAACUCGUAUCUUAUGUUUCAUGGCGUUUCAUAGUGUAAAUAUGCCCCUGAUGUAAAUACAAGUCAUUUCAUAUUUUUUAAAAGUACUCUUUAAUUAUAAAUAUUUAAUUUUAAAAAGUUGCCUUUAAUAUAGGACCUCUUGUGCCAUUUACAGAAAGCUAUUCACAUGUUGAAUUGUUAAAACUGAUCUCGCAACUGCUAUAUGUACUUUAUAUAACAAUAAAUAAAUAUAUAUAUUUAUACAA
This is a messenger RNA of Homalodisca vitripennis (glassy-winged sharpshooter), 2447 nucleotides long. Its product is annotated as homeobox protein Hox-A4a-like. Gene Ontology annotation, biological process: anterior/posterior pattern specification; negative regulation of transcription by RNA polymerase II. The transcript has 2 exons. Lineage: Eukaryota; Metazoa; Arthropoda; Insecta; Hemiptera; Cicadellidae. Gene Ontology annotation, molecular function: DNA-binding transcription factor activity, RNA polymerase II-specific; RNA polymerase II cis-regulatory region sequence-specific DNA binding. The coding region runs from base 246 to 1361 and encodes 371 amino acids. The record is from RefSeq and is a predicted model, not a curated record. Gene Ontology annotation, cellular component: nucleus.